Cryphonectria parasitica EP155 is the source of this 2551-nucleotide messenger RNA. RefSeq lists its product as uncharacterized. Bases 1 to 2337 code for a protein of 778 amino acids. Gene Ontology annotation, biological process: transmembrane transport. The record is from RefSeq and is a predicted model, not a curated record. NCBI's taxonomy places the organism in Eukaryota, Fungi, Ascomycota, Sordariomycetes, Diaporthales, Cryphonectriaceae. Gene Ontology annotation, molecular function: oligopeptide transmembrane transporter activity. The transcript has 7 exons.
AUGAUGAAGUCGCCCGAGCCUUCUGAUAUUGGUUCUCCGGUUGCGACAAAGGAUCUCGUGAACAUCACACACGCCCACGCGUUCGACCCAAACCUGCCACAGGAGAAGAUCGACCUCGUGAAACGGGCGAUACAAGAUGGCGAUGCAGACGAGAUUCUGGAGGCUGAUGCACUGUUCAGCGAAGACUCGCCGUAUGACCAGGUCCGCGCCGCUGUCCGCAACACGGACGGCGAAGAAGUGGCCAACACCGUCCGCGCCUGGAUCCUGGGCAUGAUCUUUGUGACCAUUGGCAGCGGUCUCAAUAUGUUCCUGUCCAUGAGGAGCCCUGCAAUCAAUUUCCCUGCCAUUGUUGUGCAGCUGCUUGUCUACCCCAUCGGUUGCCUGUGGGCCAGGACUAUGCCGACCAGAGUAUUCAAUUGGUUUGGGUUGAAAUGGACCUUCAACACCGGGCCAUUCACCAUCAAGGAGCACGUUGUCGUUGUGUUGAUGGCUAACUCAGCAGACAGCACGGAUGCUUUAUUGGCGCUCCAGGGAGCACCAUUCUAUAACAUCAAUCUUGGAUGGGGCUUUCAGCUCUUGUUCACACUGAGCUCGCAGAUCAUCGGAAUUGGGUUGGCAGGACUGGCACGGCGAUUCCUCGUCUGGCCAGCGGCAAUGAUUUGGCCUAGUGUGUUCAGCAGUACCACGCUUUUUUACGCGCUUCAUGACAAGUCGAAGAGCGAUGGGAGUAAUAGCAAUGGCUGGACCAUCAGCCGCUACCGAUAUUUCUUCUACGUCCUCCUCGGAAUGUUCUGCUACUACUGGAUUCCUGGGGUUCUCUGGCAAGGUCUUUCGGUCUUUGCCUUCAUUACGUGGAUACGGCCGAACAAUGUUGUCCUCAACCAGCUGUUCGGAGGAUGGACUGGCCUCUCUCUCAUACCAAUCACGUUUGAUUGGACAUAUGUGACGGCCUACCUCGGCGACCCUCUCCUGGCACCAGUUCACACCGCCAUAUCAGAGCUGGCCGGCCUGUUUCUAUUCGUCAUGAUCGUGACCAUCGGCAUCACCUACUCCGGCGCCAUUUACAGCCAGUAUUUGCCCAUCAACACGAGCCAGACGUACGACAACACCCAGAGCGAAUACAACGUCACCCGCAUCCUCGGCGACGGCUUCACGUUCGACCUGCAGAAGUAUAAAGAGUACUCACCUCUUUUUCUAGCACCGACCUUUGCCCUCAACUACGGCAUGUCGUUCGCCGCCCUGACAGCCGCCCUGGUGCACUGCGGCCUUUUCCACGGCAAGGAGAUCUACUACCGUCUCAAGAUCGCAAGAAGUCAGGAGCCAGAUAUCCAUAUGAAGCUCAUGUCAAAUUAUCGAGAGGCCCCUGAGUGGUGGUAUGCAGUUUUGUUCGUGCUAUCCACUGCGCUGGGCCUCGCCACGGCACUAGGCUAUGAUUCACAGUUGCCAUGGUGGGCUUAUUUCGUGGCUGUCAUUCUCGCCAUUGUCUUCAUGUUGCCCACCUGCAUCAUCUUGGCCAUUUCCAAUCUGGGUCUUGCUCUGAAUGUUUUGUCGCCUUUCCUGGCUGGCUUCAUGAUACCUGGAAGACCCAUCGGCGUCAUGAUCUUCAAAGUCUAUAGCACUAUUGUUCUCGGUCAGGCGCAGACUUAUGCUGGGGAUAUGAAGAUGGCUCACUAUAUGAAAGUUCCACCACGAAUUACGUUCUGGUGUCAGGUGGUGGCAACUAUAUGGGCCACCUUUGUCCAGAUUGCGGUGAUGAACUGGACCCUUGGGAACAUUGACGGUGUCUGUGAUCUGGAACAACCCGCCAAAUUUUCGUGUCCUAACGGGCGUGCUUUCUUCUCGUCGUCCAUCGUCUGGGGAGUGAUCGGACCGACGCGGAUGUUCGGAGCAGGAUCCAUCUACCAGUACUUCAACGUCUUCUGGCUCAUCGGCGCGAUCCUCCCAUGCGUCUUCUAUCUCUGCGUCAAGAUCGGCGGGCGCCUGUCCUGGGUCGGCCGCAACCUCCACGCCCCGAUCAUGCUCGGCGCGAUGGGCUGGCUUCCACCAGCGACGCCCCUCUCGUUCUCCACGUGGGGGUUGUUCUCGCUUUUGUUCAACUACUUCAUCAGGAAGCGGUAUCAUGGAUGGUGGAGCACGUACAACUACAUCACCGCGGCGGCCUUGGAUGCUGGGUUGAUCCUGUCUACAAUUGUGAUUUUCUUCGCCAUCACGUUCCCAGGGGUGACUAUACCGCAGUGGUGGGGCAAUGUUGGCGUCUACGACACAAUGGAUGCGGAAUAUACGGCAAUCCUCAAGACUGUAGGCCCAGGGGAGACUUUUGGUCCGGCUACGUGGUGACACCGAUUGGUCUAUGCCUCAUGGAUACAUUUUGGUGGAUCUCUCGAGUAACGGUCUGGGUAAAGCCAGAUUGUCGUGCCUGUCCUUACAAAGUCAAGAGUCAGGAUGAUACCAGCCGUCAGCCAUAUGAAGAGGGCAAGGUCUAAUGAAUUAGCUGAAUUUAUACUGAUUAGUUUCGAGGCCUAUUAAUAAGCGUACAUAUGGAUUUACUAUG